Molecule: messenger RNA, 1476 nt
Organism: Prorocentrum cordatum
Lineage: Eukaryota; Dinophyceae; Prorocentrales; Prorocentraceae
Source: the annotation of a GenBank genome assembly
AUGCCUCCGAGCACAUCCAUCAGUUUGUUUGCCUGCCAGCAGGAGUCCGUCAGGCGCAGAGUACGGGCGCUGCAGAAGAAGCUGCGAGAGAUCGAAAAGCUGAAGUGCGCAUCCGAGGGGCUCGACCAGCUGCAGAGGGAGAAGCUUGCGAGCGAGGACGAGGUGAGAAGGGCGUGCGUGGCCCUGGAACGGGAGCUCGACAUGCUGGAGCGCCCCCCAAGCAUGGUCUUCGAGGUGGAGACUGAGCGCGGGGUACGUAGGUGUCCUACCUUUCUUGUCUCCCUCAUCGAGUUCCGCGACGGGGACGGCUUAGAAGAGCUGGCGCUUCGUUUCUGCGAUGAGCAUGGCCUGGAGGACGACCUCGUGGACCCACUGGUGCAGCACAUGGAGCAACGCAAGCCGGCCACAGCCAAGGCAAAUUCGGCCCAACUGGUCGCGACAGCCCUCUUCAGGUUGCGGUCGGCCGAGGGCGGCUGCUAUCACGCCAGGGACCAUGCCCAGUGUUGCCUGUACGGCGACGGCUGGCCUGACGAGUACAGCAAUAGCCGCGAGUUCGGCUCGGGCCACGUGUGCGAGCUCACUUGCCGGGGCGGCAGGCAGCGCGUGGAGCUGGCCCCGCCGCCGCCGAGGGCGGCGGCCACACGUGACGCCGAGAGCCGAGGUCCCCAGCCGUUUUUCCUCUCGCCGUUCACAGCGCCGAGCUCGCCUCGCGGCACCGUCCUCACGAGCUCGCCCGACCCUCGGCCGCUCCCAGCAGAUCCCGCCAUGGCCCGCUCCGCGUCCCUGCUGCUCGCCUGCGCCGUCGCGGCCGCUGCCGCCCUGUUCGUGGGCGCUCUCGCGCUGUCCUUCGUCGGCGCCUCCCCGGAAAGCGGAAACCCUACCAGGCAGCCCGUGGCAUUCUACCUCAACGCAGCCGCCGACGCCGUGCUGGACUCCGCGAGGGAGCUCGGUGCGGGCGCCCUGCGCGCCGCCCUGCAGAUCCUGUACCGGUACGUCGAGGACUACCUGGGCACAUCCGCAGGCGAGGAGAUGGUCGCCGCCAUGCGCUCUGCAGCGCAGAUUGGAGUUCCAGUGCUUCUCGGGGACCUUCCGUCCAAGGUCACCUUCAAGCGCAUAUCUCAGGAGGUGGGCUCGGCGGACAUGCAGAAGCUCGAGGAGGAGGUCAGCAUGGCAGCACCAGAGUUGCGCAUGGGCGCGCUGGACACGAAGGCUGACCUGCAGGCUCUCCUGGAGGGCGGGCGCGACCAGGCGACGACCAGGAGGAUCCGGAAGGCCUUCAAGAACUCCGCCCCCGGCUUGUUCUCCGCGCUCGUGGACGAGCGCGAUGAAUACAUGGCGCGCAAUUUGCUCACAGGACUGCGUGCUGGGCGAAGGAGGAUCGUGGCCGUCGUCGGGAGCAUACACGUCCCCGGCAUCGAGGAGCGACUGGUGCGGCUCGGCGGCCUCCGCGCCGUGGAUGCCUGCGUCUCCGCCUGA